Messenger RNA from Leptonychotes weddellii (Weddell seal), 3337 nucleotides. It is a transcript of the gene ZNF318, whose product is annotated as zinc finger protein 318. Gene Ontology annotation, molecular function: zinc ion binding; nucleic acid binding. Gene Ontology annotation, cellular component: nucleoplasm. Lineage: Eukaryota; Metazoa; Chordata; Mammalia; Carnivora; Phocidae. Gene Ontology annotation, biological process: negative regulation of DNA-templated transcription; positive regulation of DNA-templated transcription. The record is from RefSeq and is a predicted model, not a curated record.
UCCCGCGCCGACUUCGCCCGGGACGGCCGCGGAGACCAUCCAGGCGACAGCGGCAGCCGGAGGCGCUCUCCUGGUCUGCGUUCUGACUCUUCUUUGGAACAGAGCUUAAGGAUCACUGUUGGUAAUGACCAUUUCUGUGUUGGCAUACCAGAACGGCGGCGGCUUAGUGAUCGACUGGGGUCACCAGUGGAUAAUCUGGAGGACGUGGACAGGGAUGACCUGACUGAUGAUUCUGUCUUCACUCGAAGUUCCCAAUGCUCUCGAGGUCUUGAACGAUAUAUUUCCCGGGAGGAGGGACCUCUUAGUCCGUUCUUAGGACAACUUGAUGAGGACUACCGGACAAGAGAAACUUUCCUGCAUCGUUCUGAUUAUAGUCCCCAUAUCAGUUGUCAUGAUGAGCUGUUGCGGGGAACAGAAAGGAAUAGAGAUAAACUCAAAGGUUCCUACUCCAUACGACCCGAGGAAAGGAGUCGGGAGGCCAAACGGCCCCGUUACGAUGACACAGAGAAGAUACACAGCAUGGGAGGUGAUCACUCAGGUUUUACAUCAGGGACCCGCAACUAUCGACAGCGUAGACGAAGCCCAAGCCCUAGGUUUCUAGAUCCUGAGUUUCGAGAGCUGGACCUUGCCAGGCGAAAACGAGAGGAAGAGGAGGAACGAAGUAGGAGCUUGAGUCAGGAGCUGGUUGGCGUUGAUGGUGGUGACACUAGCUGUCCCAUUCCUGGACUGUCGGGUGUCCUAACAGCAUCGGAGCCAGGAUAUUCUUUACAUCGGCCUGAGGAAGUAUCUGUGAUGCCCAAGAAGUCAAUUCUGAAGAAACGGAUUGAGGUGGACAUGGAGCCUUCCAUUCAGCUUGAUAGUUUUUCCAGCAGUACCAGCUCCAGCCAGGAUCACCCUGUCUACUCUGGUCACCCAUCUCUUCCACUAAGUGGUGCUAUUGCUGCUUUUGCCUCAGAGAUUGAAAAUAAGGGAACUAUGGUAGAGACUACCCUGAAGGAACCUCAGGGCAGCCUCUACCAAUGGGGUCCUCUCCCUGGGAUGCCCAAAGACAACAGUCCUCUCAGAGAGAAGUUUGGAAGUUUUCUCUGCCACAAGGAGAAACUGAAUAUGAAGCCUGAGGGGCCUGAGCGACACACAGACUUCUUGCUCCCCCAUGAGACGGCUAGCCAGGAUGGCAGUGGUUUUUCCCGCAUUUUGAGCAUGUUGGCAGACUCUACCAGUACACAGGAAAAAAGGCGCCGUAGUUUCCCUGACAUUGAGGAUGAGGAGAAAUUUCUCUAUGGGGAUGAAGAAGAGGAUUUAAAGGCAGAAUCUCCACCAAAGCCCCUUGGGGGCUCUGCGAGUGAAGUCUUGAGACAGAAGGCAAGCUCCCUGCCCUCUUCAGCUCCAGCUGUAAAACUAGAAUCAAUAGAAGAGACCAAUCCAGAAUAUGCCAAGAUUCAUGACUUGCUCAAGACCAUAGGGCUGGAUAUCGGGGUAGCAGAGAUUAGUAAACUGGCCGCCCGCACCCAGGAACGACUUCAUGGCAAGAAACCAUCACGUUCCUCUGCUGACCGCCGUUCAUCAGUUGACCGGCACUUUUCAGCAGACCGCUGCUCCUCAGUUGACCACCAUUUCUCAGCUGAUCGGCACUCCUCAGAUCCUCACAGACUGGAGAGCAGGGAGGCACACCAUAGCAAUACCCACUCCCCAGAGGUGUCCCAUCCACAUCCAGUCUCCCCUGUAGAUCCUUACCUGCUCACAAAAAACAGCCCCCCAUUCCUAAAGUCUGACCAUUCAGUGGGUCAUGUUGCAGGGUCAGAGGUAGUUGGCAGUGGUUUUCAGUCAUCUGUGGCUGUCAGAUGCAUGUUACCGUCAGCCCCGUCUGCCCCAAUUAGACUUCCACAUCCUGCUUCAUUAUCUCAGUUUCAUAUGCCAAGGGCCUCUCAGUUUGCUGCAGCUCGGAUACCUCCAAACUACCAGGGACCUGCCAUUCCCUCUGCUUCCUUUGAUGCCUACAGGCAUUACAUGGCAUAUGCAGCCUCAAGGUGGCCCAUGUAUCCCGCCUCUCAACCAUCCAACCACUCUCUACCUGAACCACACAGGGUAAUACCCGUUACCAAACAAGCUACUCGUAGCCGUCCCAAUCUCCGUGUGAUACCCACUGUGACUCCUGAUGAGCCCAAACAGGAGGAGUCAGUGCUAAGCUCAAUUCCUACUGCUCAAGUGCCUGUCCAGGUGUCCAUCCCAUCACUCAUAAGAUACAAUCCGGAGAAGAUCUCUGACGAGAAGAACCGUGCUUCCCAGAAGCAGAAGGUUAUUGAAGAGAGGGAAAAGCUAAAGAGUGACCGGGAAGCUCGCCAGAAGAAGAUGUACUACCUCAGGACUGAAUUGGAGCGGCUUCAUAAACAACAAGGGGAAAUGCUACGCAAGAAACGAAGGGAGAAAGAUGGCCACAAAGACCCGCUCCUCGUGGAGGUGAGUCGGCUUCAGGAUAACAUUAUGAAGGACAUUGCAGAACUUCGACAAGAGGCAGAAGAGGCAGAAAAGAAGCAGUCUGAACUGGACAAAGUGGCUCAGAUCUUGGGAAUUAACAUUUUGGAUAAAUCCCAAAAGUCUUCAAAUGAGAGUAAAGAGACUCCAGAGAAGUCUGGGAAAGCAGAAAAAUCUAAGAGCCCAGAAAAAGUGUCAUCAUCCUCAAAUUCCUCUUCCAACAGCAAGGAAUCAAAGGUAAACAGUGAGAAUUCCCAUACUAAGAGCCCCAAGCCUGCCGAGAGCCCCCAGCCAGCUGCUAAGCAGGCUGAUCAGCCUGUUGCUGCCUAUGAGUAUUAUGAUGCUGGCAAUCACUGGUGCAAAGACUGCAACACCAUCUGUGGAACCAUGUUUGACUUCUUCACUCAUAUGCACAAUAAGAAGCACACACAGGAGCAGUUGCUAAAGUCCAGAUUUCCAGAAGGAAGGACUGCAGAAGACAUCUUUGCCUCAGGGAGGCAGGGAUAGAAGCCACAGAGACCAAAGAAAUAAUGAGCACCUUGGGGUCAGUAGGCAGUCACCUCCAGGGUCUGACUUCCGGAAGGUAGGUAUGGCUGCCGGGACAGGGAUGGGUUGUGGAGAAGGCCCUCAGCUGCCAGCAAAUGGCGAGUUGGGUGAGCAAAUGUUGUGUAUGUAUGUCUGUAUCUUUGUAGCAGUAGAAGAGGAACAAGAUAAGGAUAGGCAUAGAGAUGUAUAUUUUAAGCUUGCCACUCCUCGUCUCAAUUUUAUCUCCUAACUUCCAUCUCUCAUUUUGUGCCAUGAUACUUAUUUUAAAGCUGUGGCUUUCAGAUCUUCUCAUCCCUCCUGGAGCCUGGGCCCCAGUGUU